Molecule: messenger RNA, 1998 nt
Organism: Aspergillus homomorphus CBS 101889
Lineage: Eukaryota; Fungi; Ascomycota; Eurotiomycetes; Eurotiales; Aspergillaceae
Product: CoA-dependent acyltransferase
Exons: 1
Coding region: 1-1998 (665 amino acids)
Biological process (GO): amino acid activation for nonribosomal peptide biosynthetic process; secondary metabolite biosynthetic process
Cellular component (GO): cytoplasm
Molecular function (GO): phosphopantetheine binding; catalytic activity
Source: RefSeq, a predicted model, not a curated record
AUGGGCUCCCAAGGGGUGGAAGCACCAAUGGAUACUUUCCGUACGCUGCAAUCCAUAUGGGCCGACAUUCUGCAACAGGAUAUGUUGUCCAUUGGACCAGAUGCGAACUUCUUUCAACUGGGGGGUAAUUCUAUUCUAGUAAUGCCCCUGGUUGCGCAUGCCCGAGCCCAUUCCAUUGAUAUCGGUUCUGCAGACGUUCACCAACUCCAGACCUUGUCGGCCAUUGUUGCAAAGGCCAGGUUACGAAGUGUUCCUCCACCUCAGUCCACCUCGCCAGCAGAUGACGUCGAUGUUACUUCUAGUCACAUUACGCCGGAUGUCCGCCUCGUCUCGCUGGAACUGGGAAUCCCCGAAGGAGACAUUGAAAAGGUCCUCAAGGCGACCAACUUCCAAAGCUACUGUCUGGCACAGACUUUCUCUCCAUCCCGUGGCUGGCUGAACUUUUUCUCUUAUGACCUCCACGGCAGCAUCGAUGUGAAGCAAUUGAAAUAUGCCUGCCAUGCCUUGGUGCAACGGCACGAAGUUCUGCGUACUCGGUUCGUUGCUCUCCACGGCUCUGUCCAGCAAGUAAUUCCCCGAUAUCGAGCAGAAGAUGUUCAAUUUCAGGUACUUGAAGGGUUUAGCGAGAUGCACAGUCUCGGUCCCUUAGCCAGUCUAGUUCACAGUGAUUCUGCUCCCUCUUUGAAUGAUGUUCUGGUCCGUUUCGUGCUUCACAUCGUCCACCCGGGCCAUGUUCGUCUCACGAUGCGAAUCUCUCAUGCUCAAUAUGACGGACUCAGCAUGCCUAUCAUUCUCAAGGACCUAAACGCGUUAUACAAUACGAUUGCCUUGGACCCUCCUGCAAGGUUCUCGGAGUAUGUGGAGGAAAGCGAGCGACUGCUUUCCCAGAACGAGCACGCCCAGCAGUUCUGGUGUCAGCUGCUGCAAGGAUCACAAGUCACCCCCAUCGUGGUACGCAAAAAAUUCUCCUCGCACUCGCCACAGCAAGACUAUCCCCUCGAUCAGACCACAAUCCGGACUAUUCGCCUGCCACGAUCAACUUCCGACGCCUCCACCACUCCGGCCACGAUCAUCAAGGCCGCCUGGGCACUCGUGCUCGGCCGUCUCUCGCAACGUCAGGACGUAGGCUUCGGCCACUUGACCAACAUUCGGCCCAGCUUGGAUCAUCUGCCAGCCAUUCAUGAGGUUGUUGGUCCCUGUCUCAAUGUGCUUCCUGUACGCGUCCAGCUUCAGCCGAUUAGCGCACGAAGGGAGCUGCUGCAUGCGAUUCAACAGCAAUAUAUAGGUGCCUUGCCCCAUUCCAUGUUAGGCUUCCGCGAGAUCAUUGAUCACGGCACACAACGGCCGCCAUCCACCCGAUUUAGUUCCAUCCUGCAAUACCAAAACUUGCACCAGGAUCUGGACAGUGUUCUCCUUGGCGGGGCUACGGGGAGUCUCGAAGCUUAUGUACCUGCCUCUGACGCUGCCGACCUAUGGAUAAUGGUAACUCCAACGGACAAGUGUGGUGCCGAGAGACUGCAUGAGAUCAAACUGAGCUACAGCACCGCAACUAUUCUCUCUUCCGUUGCAGAUCGCAUUCUCGACGAAUUUGACGAUGCGAUUUCACUCCUCCAGGCCCCUCAUGUCUCCGAUGACGGAUUCCAAUUACAUACUUACUUCGACCAGACCGCGCCCGAAUCCCCACCCACUCUUCCGAUCGACAGGCAACUCGAGGGAACCGACUUGCCGCCACGCGCCGCAAUCAUCGCCGCUGUCAAAGGCAUAUGGGAGCAGGUGUUUGGCCCGCAGUUCCAUCGUGAGGAUACCAAGAUGCGCAAGGAGGAGUGCCGGGCGAUGCUGCACACCCCUUUUGGGCCAGGUCCGGUGAGCGCCGCGCAACUGUCGCUGCUCUUCCAGCAGGCCAGGGUGGAAAUCUCACCGGCAGAGGCGGCCGAGUAUCCGAUCAUCUUCCAGCAGAGCCUGCUUUGGGGCUACAAGAUGCGAGAGGAAAGUCGCUGA